Alternaria incomplexa is the source of this 1971-nucleotide messenger RNA. RefSeq lists its product as uncharacterized. Lineage: Eukaryota; Fungi; Ascomycota; Dothideomycetes; Pleosporales; Pleosporaceae. The record is from RefSeq and is a predicted model, not a curated record. Bases 1 to 1971 code for a protein of 656 amino acids. The transcript is spliced from 2 exons.
AUGGCGCUGGAGGUCUUUGAGACCCUAGAAUGGGCUCAGUUCUUCGACGCCGCAAGUCAUCCCCAUCUGUCUCAUUUCGCCGUUGACGAGACUGCUCGGGGUAUCAAACACAUGAUAACUUUCAAAGAGAUUCCUAUAUGGCUCACUGUAGCGGUACAGAUGUUCUUUGACGUUGAUUCGGUGUUUCAAGAGGAGGGCACGCUUGCAGCGCCUUUCCGCGAGUACAAAGAGACCGUUCGUAAAGCCGCGAAGGAUUUCUUCAAAAUUGAUCCUAUCGAGCGGCCGUUCAAGGGAUCUGCGGAUUCCGACAAAAAGAUAGCCUCGAUCUAUCAGAACAUGCGUAAUAUCUUGAGCGAUCAUCAAGACUACGCGAUUCGUGAUCGCUGGAGAAGAUUCAUCCAGAAGAUCAAGGAGGACAAGCAUGAGCCACUGAGUAAAACUGUAGACGAGCGGGAUUACGACAAGCUGUUCUUCGGCGAAUGGCCAAAGACUCUCGACGAAGUGGGUAAGAAGAUUGAUCUCGGACGCGGCUACUCCAUUGCCAAUAAGGCGAGCAAUCGGCGUUCAAAGAAGGACACCUGGGACAACAAGCAACUGCGCCGACUCGACGACCCAACUGUGAUCGGAGAACUGUUUUUGAAGCGGAUGGGUGCGGAACCCAAAUCAACAGCAAAAGCCCACGAAUGGGUGAUGAAGUUAGUCAGCCUGGUGUGCAAGCCAGAGUCGCAGAAGAUCUUGGACAGACAAGAAAACUUACCCCAAGGUACUUACGAAACAUCGGAGUUCUUGAAGUCCGUGGAAAUGCAACGCAAGCCCUUAGCCUUGCUCGGAGAGAUUCGCCAGUGGCUCCUAGCGGAUGAAAACGACCUGCACUUCGACUGGUUCGGUAUGUUGCAUACCUGUACAAACAUCUGGAAGACAAUCAUGCUGGCAUUUCGCAAGAAUCUUGUGUUUAAAGACGACCCUAACAUCUACAACUGGAACGUUAAUACUGUAAUCACUGUACUCAAGACAGAAUCUAUCGCACAAGACAUGGGUACGCCUAUGCCAAUCUUUGAGGUGGUUUGGGCAACUUUAAAGCAGUUCAUCCAGACCACAGUAUCAGAGGAGAGCGGCAGCAAAACAUGGAAGGGCGAUCUACAUUUGGCCAAGCUUGUAGAUGUUUGCAAUCCUGCGAUGACGUUGAUGAACCCAGGGCCCGUCAGCUUCAUGAAUCUCUACGCAAACUGGAGUGAUGAAGACAAGAGAGACUCUCGUGUGGGCAGAGCAGUUUGGUAUGCGAUGCAGGCAUUUGGUGCUAGGACCGGGAAGGAGAAGAACAAAAAAGAGGGCGCGAAAGAAGAGACAGAUGGUGAAGAGUCAGUCAGCGAGGUAUCAGCCGCCGAGGAGCCUGUCAACGAGGAACCAGCCGACAAAGAGCCAGUGAACGAUACACCCGCGGAUGAGGACGAACCCAGCGAGCACUCAGGCAGCCAAGACGAUGAGACGGCUGAAAUCGACGAAGCAGCUUCGGAUGCUGGUAGUGGCAUCAGUAUUCAGAAAUUCUCUUUGGACCUUAAUGCGCUAGCUUGCCAGUACAAGAACGGCGGCAACAAUAUCAUCUUCAUGGACAACAAAAUGAAAGCGCCGGUAGCCAUCAGUCGCGCGCAGAUGGGCCAGCUACGUACGGCACCCAAUGGAGACUUCGUAUUGCCCGGCGGACCCCCAAGCCGGUCUUCUCGAGUACAAAUGCUACCCCCACGGCAGUCGAAGCGUGUUUGUGGUGUUGGUGCAAUAGCUACGACAGAAGAUGCCCCCGAUCUGUGUGCUUGCGGUCUCAGUCGGUACGGAGUGAGUGCAAGGCCGAUACCGACAAUGAACACCAAGGCAGCGAAAGUGGAGCACCAAUGUAUGGGAGCGCUAUUCGAAGGGAUCGACGUACCGGACCGUGACCUUGGUGACGCUAUCAAGGUAACACGGCGCAAGAUUUGA